Molecule: messenger RNA, 942 nt
Organism: Aplosporella prunicola CBS 121167
Lineage: Eukaryota; Fungi; Ascomycota; Dothideomycetes; Botryosphaeriales; Aplosporellaceae
Exons: 2
Coding region: 1-942 (313 amino acids)
Biological process (GO): translation
Cellular component (GO): mitochondrial small ribosomal subunit; ribosome
Molecular function (GO): structural constituent of ribosome; RNA binding
Source: RefSeq, a predicted model, not a curated record
AUGAGGGGCGCAGGACUUGUGACCGGACUCAAGCGGGCUACCAGCUCGCUCGCCCAACCCACGCGGGCGCGCAUAUGCCCGGAAAAGGCACUGCUCAAAGCAUCCUUCUCUACCACCACUGCACGCCGCGCAGCAGAAUCCGAAUUCGAGCCCUUUGAGGCGGCCGCUCCCAUCAACUUCGAGGAUGAUGAUGAAACACCGAAGCUCCUGCAGAGGGUCCGCGUUGUUCCUGCCUCGCCCUCAUACUUCACCGCCAAGCCUUCGUUCAUCGACGACAUUCUCGAAUUGAAAGCCGUCCUCCGCAAGUACGAGACGCUGCCGCAAAUCGAGCCCAUACACGCACCAAGAGUCGCCUGGAAGUCUUUGGCAGAGUACAAGAACAAGGCCGAUGAGCCCAUCAAGAUUGCGCAAUGGCGGAAGCUCCAGAAAGUUCUUCAACGCCUGAACUACAUUCACCCCACCAUCAUGCCCGAGGAGGCUAAGCAGGUGAUGGAAAAAUACAAGAGAGCAAUCAACCCCUACGAUAGGCAGCCAAGCCCAAAGGCGCUCGAUGAAAUGGGAAGAGGAAUGGGAGUGGGUCGGAGAAAGACUUGUUCAGCAGUCGCAUGGGUUGUGGAGGGCGAGGGUGAAGUCCUGAUCAACGGCAAGACUCUGACGGAGACCUUCAAGCGGAUACACGACCGGGAGAGUGCACUCUGGGCGCUCAAGGCCACGCAGAGAUUGGACAAGUACAACGUCUGGGCACUUAUCAGAGGUGGAGGUACGACUGGACAGGCCGAGGCGCUGACGUUGGCCAUCGCGAGAGCUCUGAUGGUGCACGAACCGGCGCUGAAGCCUGCCCUGAGAAGAGCUGGGUGUGUUACUCGCGAUCCCCGUAAGGUUGAGAGGAAGAAGCCCGGUCACAUCAAGGCCCGCAAGAUGCCUACCUGGGUCAAGCGUUAG